AUGUCCCUUACAUUGGGGGGUCAGUGGGAAGAAUGUCCCUUACAUUGAUGGUCGGUGGGAAGAAUGUCCCUUACAUUGGGGGUCAGUGGGAAGAAUGUCCCUUACAUUGGGGGUCAGUGGGAAGAAUGUCCCUUACAUUGGGGGUCAGUGGGAAGAAUGUCCCUUACAUUGGGGGUCAGUGGGAAGAAUGUCCCUUACAUUGGGGGUCAGUGGGAAGAAUGUCCCUUACAUUGGGGGUCAGUGGGAAGAAUGUCCCUUACAUUGGAGGUCAGUGGGAAGAAUGUCCCUUACAUUGGGGGUCAGUGGGAAGAAUGUCCCUUACAUUGGGGGUCAGUGGGAAGAAUGUCCCUUACAUUGGUGAUCAGUGGGAAGAAUGUCCCUUACAUUGGGGGUCAAUGGGAAGAAUGUCCCUUACAUUGGGGGUCAGUGGGAAGAAUGUCCCUUACAUUGGAGGUCAAUGGGAAGAAUGUCCCUUACAUUGGUGAUCAGUGGGAAGAAUGUCCCUUACAUUGGGGAUCAGUGAGAAGAAUGUCCCUUACAUUGGUGGUCGGUAGGAAGAAUGUCCCUUACAUUGGGGGUCAGUGGGAAGAAUGUCCCUUA
Staurois parvus is the source of this 600-nucleotide messenger RNA. The record is from the annotation of a GenBank genome assembly. Lineage: Eukaryota; Metazoa; Chordata; Amphibia; Anura; Ranidae.